AUGCCGGCGGAGAGGCCGCAAGUGGAGGAGGUCGAGGAAGGCGUUGCGGUGCAGCCGCGCGAACACGCUGUCAGGCGAGGCUGGAAUUGCAGGCUGCUGGUUUGGGAACUGAAUCCGAAACUGCCGAACAUUCGGGAGAUGAACGUGGAGGUAGGAGAACUGGCGAAUGGGUGGAAACUGCCGAAUGUUCGGGAGAUGAACAUGGAGGUAGGAGAACUGGCGAAUGGGCGGAAACUGCCGAACGUUCGGGAGACGAACGUGGAGGUACUGAUACUGCCGACCAUUUGUUUCCUGAAUGGGGAGGUGAGAAAACUGCCAAAAGUUCGGGAUUUGAACGGGGAGGUAGCCAUACUGCCGGCUGUUCGGCUGCCGAACGGGGAGGCAGGAAAACUGCAGAACAUUCGGUUUCUGUGUCCUCUUUUGCAGGGAAGAAAGGAGAAGUGGCUGCUGGUGACAGGAGUCCCGGAAAGAGGCCAUUACAGGCACGGGCCAGAGGAAGAAGGAGGAGCGGUACGGCAGGCUUGGCAGCAGGUCACGGGAAUGCUCGAAGCGCUGUUGGUUGAGCGGGGACAGCUGCUGCACAUCGCCCGGGUGAGUCGACCUCUGAUGCCAUUGCCCCUCCAGUUGCUGGGCCACAGGUUACCCUGGGGGUGGGCCCCAGUGUUGGCAUGGUUGGUGACGGCAGAGUGGCAGGAGGCAGGCAGGGGGUGGCUAGGGCACAGAGUGGACCAGAAGGGUACAGUGCUACAAGAUGCCACAGAGGGUCCCCAGUCAGCGGGCGAGAGCGCAGCGUUUCCCCAGGGUCUCCCAUACAACCGGACGGGGGACGACAUCAGGCGAGUCAGGUAA
Molecule: messenger RNA, 849 nt
Organism: Pelobates cultripes (western spadefoot toad)
Lineage: Eukaryota; Metazoa; Chordata; Amphibia; Anura; Pelobatidae
Source: the annotation of a GenBank genome assembly